AUGUCUGAAUCCGAUAAAACCUUACAAGAUUGCGAAAAUCAAGGUGUAGAAGCUAUAAAUACUGAAGAAAUGAAAAAGGCUCGAGAAAAUUAUAAAAAAGCAAGAUCGUUAUUGAAAGAAAAUACAACAGAGAAGAUUCUAGAAGCCAAGAAAUUUUUAGAAAGUGCUGCAAAUGCUAGAUACACUCAUGCAGAAUAUUUAUUUGGAAAAUAUUUAGUAAGUGGAAUUAAAUUCGAACAAGAUGUUAGCAAAGGGAUUGAAUAUUUACAAUCUGCAGCUAGCAAAGACCAUAAUAAUGCCAUUCUUCUACUAGCUCAUCUUUAUGAAUUUGGGGAUAUCGUGACAAUAAAUGAUGCAAUGGCAGUUAAAUACUAUACACGAGCAUCCGAGCUUAAUAUACAAUCAGCAAAUAAUGUUCUGGGCUCUUUUUAUGAAAAAGGAAUACAUGGAUUACCAAAAGAUACAGAGCAAGCAAUUCAUUAUUAUAAGCUUGCUGCUGAUAAUGGAUACACAUUAGCAAUGUUUAAUUUAUCAAUGAUUCUUGCUUCUAAAGGAGAUCAAACUUAUUUAGAUUAUUUAUACAAAGCGGCGGAAGCUGGUUUACCACAGGCUCAAUUCAAUGUUGCAAUCAGAAGAGAUAUUGAUAAAGAUACGAAAAUCCGUUACUUAAAAUCUGCUGCAGAUUCCGGUCUUUCAAGAGCUUGUUAUUAUUAUGCAAUGUAUACAAACGAUCAAGAUGAGAAGAAUAAAUAUAUGCAACUUGCAGCCGAAAAAGGAUAUCUCAAGGCCUUGCCAGAAACUGCUGAAAUCAUGAAAGAGAAAAAUCCUCAAAAACUUAGAGUUUUAUUACAAAACGUUAAUUCUAGUGAAGAAGACUAUCCUGUAGAUAAGUCAAAAUCUCAAUUAGUAUUAAGCCAAUUGAUUAAAGAAGCAGAAGGCAAAAAUUACCCUGAAAGUCUUUAUCUUCGAGGAAUUGGAAAUGAAGAUAUAAAAGAUCUUGAAGCCGCAGCAGAAACAGGUCAUAGAGAUGCUAAAAUAUUAGUUUCUGUAAUGAAACAAGAUAUAGAAUCAAUAAAAGAAAAUGCAAAAGAUGAAGAAGAUCCAGCAGCUGUCAAUAAUUUAGCAAAACUUUAUGAAGUUGGAGAAGGAGUUGAAAAAGAUGAAGAAAAAGCAAUAGAAUUAUACAAAAAAGCUUCACAAAAAGGUUCUGAAGUUGCCACAUUUAAUCUUAUAAGACUAUUAACAAGUAAAGGUAAUAUUCAUGAAGCAAUUAAAGUAGCUAGAAAAGAAUAUAGAACAACAAAUAAUUCAAAAUCAGCUUUUGAACUUGCAAAAGUUUUGAUUGAAAAUAAUGAAACAGAAGAAGGAAUAGAAUAUCUUAAACAAUCUGUAGCUAAAAAUAAUACUCAUGCAAUGUAUUAUUACGCUAUUUUAUUGGCAAAAGGAAAUAAUGUUGAAAAAGAUAUGAAUCAAGCUAGAGAUUUAUUUAUCAAAUGCGCAGAUCUAGAUACAACAAAUGGAGCUUACGCAUUUGCUGCAGCAAAAUUUUCUCAAUUUAACGCUAGACAAAAGUAUCUUGAGACAGCUGUAAAUUUAGGAUAUCCACCGGCAAUGCUUCAUACUGCUAAAAUAAGUCACAAAAGCAUUGCUAAGCCAUUACUGGAAAAGAUUGUCGAUAACAAAGAUUUUCCUACUGUUGCUGAAGAAGCAAAGAAAUUACUCGAAUCAAUGACGUAA
Molecule: messenger RNA, 1737 nt
Organism: Trichomonas vaginalis G3
Lineage: Eukaryota; Parabasalia; Trichomonadida; Trichomonadidae
Product: ERAD pathway
Exons: 1
Coding region: 1-1737 (578 amino acids)
Molecular function (GO): protein binding
Source: RefSeq, a predicted model, not a curated record